Aspergillus chevalieri is the source of this 1662-nucleotide messenger RNA. RefSeq names its product putative mitochondrial DnaJ chaperone (Mdj1). Gene Ontology annotation, molecular function: heat shock protein binding; ATP binding. The coding region runs from base 1 to 1662 and encodes 553 amino acids. The transcript is spliced from 3 exons. Gene Ontology annotation, biological process: response to heat; protein refolding. The record is from RefSeq and is a predicted model, not a curated record. NCBI's taxonomy places the organism in Eukaryota, Fungi, Ascomycota, Eurotiomycetes, Eurotiales, Aspergillaceae. Gene Ontology annotation, cellular component: cytoplasm.
AUGAAUUCGGUUCCCUCCGCAAUGCCCAAGGCUGCGGCUAUCCCCGCUCGUCUUUUGCGGACUUCGCGACAAUGUUCGAACCAGAGUCCUGCAACCAACUAUGUCCGCUCGUCUUCCCAGAUCCGGGGCUACCAUGCCCCCACGGCUUCUGCUGCUGGUCGAUGCCUACGAGAAUCCAAUCCGAACCAGAAGAGACACAAUCCGGCGCCUGCUUCGUCAAGGACAUUCCAUUCGACUGCUCCCCUCAAGGCAAUUUCGGAUCCGUACAAGACUUUAGGUGUCGACAAGAGUGCUUCCGCGGGCGACAUAAAAAAAGCCUACUAUGGAUUGGCGAAGAAAUACCAUCCCGAUACAAACAAGGAACCCGGCGCCAAGGACAAGUUUGCAGAGGCUCAGACGGCUUAUGAGAUGCUUUCCGAUCCCAAGAAGAGAGAAAGCUACGACAAGUUUGGCGCUUCUGCUUUCGAUCAAAACGGCGGCUUCGAUCCGAGUGCCGCGGGUGGGAACCCGUUUUCCGGUGCAGGAGGUUUCGGUGGCUUCGGAGGUGGUCCCUUUGGCGGCGGCUUUGGUGGUGGUUUUUCGGCGGAUAUCAACUUCGAGGAUCUCUUUGGUGCUUUUACGGGUGGCGCACGCCGUUCUGGACGGGGUAGACGAGGUCCCUUCCAGGAAGUAUUGGUUGGUGAAGACAUCGAGGUGCAGACCAGCAUUUCCUUCAUGGAGGCUGCGAAGGGCACAUCCAGAGAUAUCGCCAUCACCCCCUUGACCGAGUGCGGUACUUGCAAUGGUGAUGGGUUGAAGCAAGGUGCCAAGCGCACGCAAUGCCGUCAAUGUAACGGAUCCGGAACCCGGGUACACUUCAUGCAGGGUGGCUUCCAGCUGGCUGCUACAUGUGAUGCUUGUGGCGGAGCAGGUCUUACUGUUCCUCCCGGAUCGCAGUGCGGUUCGUGCCACGGUAACGGAGUCGUACGGGAUCGCAAGACAGUGCAAAUCGAUGUUCCCGCUGGCGUGGAGGAUGGCAUGCGGAUGAGAGUGAGCGGGGAAGGUGACGCUCCUCCUACCGGAACCAAUGCGGCGCCUGGCUCUCGUACCCAGAAGGGCGACCUAUACGUAUCGAUUCGAGUUUCGCCUGACCAACGAUUCAGCCGUUCUGGAUCCGAUAUCCUUUACACCGCAUCGGUCCCCCUCACCACCGCUCUCUUGGGUGGUGAGGUGAGCAUCCCAACGUUGGACGGCGAUGUUAAGGUUCGGGUUGCCACUGGCACGGGCACUGGCGAGCGUAUCACUCUUUCUGGUAUGGGAAUGCAGAAACUCGGCAGCCCCCGGCGGGGCCAGAAGGGUGAUCUGAGAGUGGAAUUCAAGGUCGCCAUGCCGAAGUACCUCACGAGCAAUCAGCGAACUAUUCUGGAGGUUCUAGCGGACGAGAUGGGUGACAAGUCGGCGAAGCGGGUUAUGGACGUCGGGAAAGACAACCUACCCAGUUCGGACGGCACAUCUAGCGGCGACUCCCAGCAAAAUGAAGGAUUCCUCAAAUCUGCCUGGCAAAAGCUCAUGAACCAGAACAAAUCUGAGUCGGGUGAGCAGGGCAAGAAGGACGAGGGCCAGUCCGGCAACAAGAGCGACCAGAAAGACAAAGACGACAAGAAGUCCUCGGGUUCGAGUUGA